Molecule: messenger RNA, 4468 nt
Organism: Mercenaria mercenaria
Lineage: Eukaryota; Metazoa; Mollusca; Bivalvia; Venerida; Veneridae
Product: death-associated protein 1-like
Exons: 4
Coding region: 112-435 (107 amino acids)
Biological process (GO): apoptotic signaling pathway; negative regulation of autophagy; cellular response to amino acid starvation
Molecular function (GO): death domain binding
Source: RefSeq, a predicted model, not a curated record
AGUGCGCAUAAUUUGAUGACGUUAUCCACAGCUGAAACACGUCGAUAAAAAAACAUACAUAUUUUUCUUGCAAUUUUAUUGUGUUUAAGCCUGUUGACAGUAAUCGUCGAGAUGUCAGAUCCUGCAGAAGAUCAAAAUCUUAAAGCAGGCCACCCACCUGCAGUGAAGGUUGGUGGUAUGCGUGUAACAACACACAAGAAGCCAGAAAAACCAGAGGAAGAAAAAUCAGUGGAAGAGGACAAAGAAGAAUAUGAAGUACCAGAAAAGACGGACAAACACCACCAGCAGAUAUUGUUAUCAGGGGCUAUCACAAAGGGUGACAAGGACUUCCCGGAAGCAGCUGUCCGUGCUAUUCAUGAAAAGCAACAUCUACCUACCCAUGAAAACAGACCUACGCAUUCACCUCAGAAAAUUAUUCAACAGCCAAGAAAGUAGACCAAUCACCUGAACUGUUCACAUCACCAUGGCAAUUUUUGGUGCAUGCUGGGAUAGGGAAAAUUGUAUUUUUGAAAUUUUGGUUGAAGGACUAUUGACUGUAAUUUUAGAGUAGAAAAGUAUUAAAGAACCACUGGGAUGGUACAACAAUUUUGUUCUUGUAUACUUCAUUUUUACUGUUUGGAAAAUAAAUGUAACUUUCAAGUAAUUUACAGUGAUUAUGCUGUAAUUGUAUAACUUUUUUAAUUUUUAAUUUUUCUGCCUAAAAAGGAAAGUUUCAAUAUUUUUAGCUCACAUGUCACAAAGUGACAGUGUGAGCUUUUGUGAUCGCGCAGCGUCCGUCGUCCGUCCGUGCGUGCGUCCGUGCGUAAACUUUUGCUUGUGACCUCUCUAGAGGUCACAUUUUUCAUGGGAUCUUUAUGAAUGUUGGUCAGAAUGUUCACCUUGAUGAUAUCUAGGUCAAGUUCGAAACUAGGUCAUGUACGGUCAAAAACUAGGUCAGUAGGUCUAAAAAUAGAAAAACCUUGUGACCUCUCUAGAGGCCAUAUUUUUCAAAGAUCUUCAUGAAAAUUGGUCAGAAUGUUCAUCUUGAUGAUAUCUAGGUCAAGUUCGAAACUGGGUCAUGUGCCUUCAAAAACUAGGUCAGUAGGUCAAAUAAUAGAAAAACCUUGUGACCUCUCUAGAGGCCAUAUUUUUCAUGGGAUCUGUAUGAAAGUUGGUCUGAAUGUUCAUCUUGAUGAUUUCUAGGUCAGGUUCAAAACUGGGUCACAUGAGCUCAAAAACUAGGUCACUAUGUCAAAUAAUAGAAAAAAAACGACGUCAUACUCAGUUCAAAACUGGGUCAUGUUGGGACAGGUGAGCGAUUCAGGACCAUCAUGUUCCUCUUGUUAUACUGUGUCUCGAUAACCACAAGCCAUACUUUCUAUAACAAAACUUUCUUAAAGUAGAUCGAAAAUUAAUUAUAAAAUAUACACAUUAUCUUCUGUGAGGAAGGGUUAUUUUCAAAUCUUAUACACAGUAUUUCCAAGUUAUAUUUCAUAAAAUUAAAAGACUUGUUUCACAUCACAACAUUUUGAAGAGCUUUUAAUAUAUUUUUUUUACUUUGCAAGUUUUUAUAAAAUCAGGGAGAAAUUAGUUCAGUCCAUCUGUAUAUAAUAUAAUUAUUGUGCAUGGGUUACAAAAUCAAAAGAAAUGAAAUCAGCUCUUUUUUCACAACACUUACUGGCAUUUAAUUUUCAGUUUAUACUAUACUGUGAUUGUUAUACUUUUGUUUUAAGUGAGAGAAAUAUCUUUAAUUGGUAUUUUGUGUGUUUAAAACACAGGAAUUAACAGUAUUUAAGCAUGCAUUUGUAAAUAAGAGUUUUCACCUGUUGUCACUGGAUAUCAAAGGAGAUGCAGGUUGGAAUGGUCAGUUCAAAAUCCUAAUUGUGUUUGAAACUAUAUCAAUGUUGUGAUAUAAAUAAGAUCAGGUUUACUUAAUUGAAAUGUUGAUGACCAUAUAACUUUUCUGUUCUUGUGAGUUCUCAUGAUUGUGCUUUAUAUAUUUUUUUCCAUAUUAGAUUUUCUUUACACUUUGUUAAAGUUGAUUUUUAUUGACUUGAUUCUAGUGUCACAGUCUUAAACUGUUAGAUGCAGGUUACAGGAUACAAAUUUAAUUUAAAGUCGAUAGUACAUAAAUAGACAACAUUAGCUAUUUGUAACUGACAUGCAAGAAUAGUUUCACCCCCCAAAAUACUUUUUACGCAGCGCAAAAGCUGAUUUUUAAUCAGGUUUUGAUAAAUUCAAAUAUUUCACAGGGUAAGUAAGUAAGUAAUGGCUAUUUCUAAAGACUAUACAUUGGGUGACCUCAUCUACUAUGUGGGCUGCAACAUAUAUACAGUAUAUGAAAUAUAUAAACAAAAAUUAAACGAACAUUAUCAAGCAUAGAAUAUCAUUAAUACGACAUUUUGUAAAUGUACAAUACAGGAUUUAGACUAGCAAACUCAAAAGUAAGUUUAUAAAUGUAUGGUUGCUUGAGUUAUACUGCGGUGAAUCAACAUUUAGGAAUUUUGAUACCACAUUUCGUAUCAAAUGAUACUGAUAAUUUUCCUUUAGAUUAAUUUCAUUAUAUUAAGAUAAGUAAUUGAUUUAAAAAAAAGAAAGGAAGUCAAAAAUUUUGGAAGUCUUUGAAAAUAAAACAGUAACCAAGUGGUAAAAAAAUUGAAAAUCUAGUAAACUGCCAAAAAGUGUAUGACAGAAAUUGGAAAUGUUUGAAAAUAGAAAAAAAAAUCAGACCAUAGAAAUCUGAAAAAUUCAGAACAAUAACAAAGAGUGUGUGAAUUGUAAAUUUUUAAUGCAGUUUCUUAAACAGUAAGUAUGUAUAUUUCAGUGAGAUGUGAUUCAGCCUCAUUUGACUCUGACAUUUUCAGUUUUCAUUUUGGUAAAAGGGCUCAUUAUUUCUGUUAGAAACCAAAAAAAAAAAAGAAGAUAUCUUCGUCAUCACUCAGCAAAUGUCAGUUAAUUUAUUAACACACAUCCUUCAUUGAGAAUUGUUUGGGAUCUAAAGUUCUGUUGGAAAACGGCUUCAGCUCUUUGUACAAGAGUUGGACUGUUUAUCUGAAAGAGAAGGAUUAGAAAAAAGUAUCUUUUAUGUCUGUGAGUUUCAUCAAACAGUGAAUAUGGUCUCUAUUUUAAGUACAACAUUCCUUAACCAUGAUAUAAUUGUUGUUGUAUGGAAACAAAGUUGUUCAAAGCCUGUAUAAGAAUUCUGCAUUUUAGUAGCAACAUGAUUAUGCUUGGCACAUGUGUAAGCUUUGUUGCAAAGACAUGAGAAUUAAGUUUUUCGACUUGAGCUCAACCACUGCCAACAUCUAAUAAUUUAUAUUAAGAUUCAGAAUUUUCAGCUACUUGGGACAAAUGUUAGGAUUUAGGCUUAAUGUGUUUUAUGAAAAUCAUUUAUAGUCUAUUCAUUUGAACUAUUUUGUAUUCUGUUAUUUGAAAGCGGGACAAAAAAUAUGAUAGUCGCGAAAGGACGUAUUUUAAAAUAAUGCAAGCAAUAUCGUACGACAGAAAUAUGUUUUAAAAAUUAAUACUUAGAACAUGGUAGAAUCUAUGAAAUGUUUUGAAACAACAAGCCCGUUAUGUACAUAAAACACUGUUUCUGCUAUUACUUACCUCUACCCAUUUUCCAUGUUGAGAAGUUGUUUUUAAGUUGUGGAGAAACUUGGUAGUACUGCUUUGAAACCUAAGAAACUAAUUAUGUUAAUUGAGGACAAAAAUAUAUAUGAAUAGUUGAAAUUGAUUUGAUUGGGAUAAAUCACUACAAUAUUGGCUUUAAGGAGAAGCUAUAUCUUCCAAAAAAACAAAACUUUUUUAAUAUACUUGUAUUGACUUCUCAUAAGCCGCUGUCUCAACAAGAAACAUAUUAUAGUCUUCCCAGGUGUGUGUGCUCUAGAAAAGUUGCAAUGUUUUUGUAAAAUACCAGAUUUGUGCAAUUGAUCUAUAAAGUGCUUCAGCUGUUAUUUUUGUUAAAGUCUUACAUCGGUUGCUUGUGUGCUUUACUUUAUAUUAUUUUUCUGUUAAAACUUGCAUAAUGUCGCAAAACCAUAGAAAGAACAUGAAUGAGUGUGUUUGAUGCAAAUAAAGGAAAGGUCACUUGUAAUCAAAGAAUAAAAUGUUUGUGUUUUAAUAGUUUAAACAUGAUGUUUAGGAUAGAUAAGACUUUCAGCAGUGUGUGUUGACUGUAAUAAUAUCAAAGAGUUAAGUGAGAAAUCUGUUAGCGCGACUAACCCACACAUUGUGAUUUGUGAUUUCUAAAAUAUUUUUUCACUAAAAGGCAAAAUGCCUCCACUGUUUCAUAUAUUUACAUGAAACUAAAUGAUUGAUCAGUUUCUAAUUUCCAGAAUUACAGGAACAUUUGGGUUUUUACAGCUUUUCUCAUGCAUUUUUAUAAACCGUUGCAUUUUUUGUAAACAUUGAUAAAUAUAUAAGGAGAAGAGAUAGUAAUUUUAGACACUAUCAUGACGCGGGCAGAAAAUUAAAGCCGUGCAUGUUU